UGUGUAAGCGUUACGGAGUGUUUUGAGGGCUGAUGACACCGUUUGACACGCUGUUAUAUGAACUUAGUGCGCAUGUUGUUGUUUCUGAAGUUGCCCGAAUAAUACAUUUAUUUAUCUGACGCGUUUAUUGGUUGACGAAGGCUUUGUAAGAAGCUAUUUUUUAUUAUUUCUGUCAUUGUUUACGUUGAGAACACUGUAAUUGCAUAAACAUGAUGAACAGGACUUUAUCGAGAAAACUUCUGGUCUCCAUGUGUGGGGUCUCCAACCCUCGACUGAGCUUCGCUCAAAGCGCCGUCAACACUGUGCAGAGGCAGAAAGAGUUGAUCAAAAGUAGGGAACUGGAAAGGGAUGAACUGAGGCCGCUGUAUAUGGACUUUCAGGCCACCACACCCAUGGACCCAAGGGUUUUGGAUGCCAUGCUCCCCUAUCAAGUCAAUUACUACGGGAACCCACAUUCCAGGACUCACGCUUAUGGAUGGGAGAGCGAGAGUGCAAUGGAAAAAGCGAGAAAACAAGUAGCAGAUCUUAUUGGUGCCGACCCGAGGGAGAUUGUGUUCACCAGUGGUGCGACUGAGUCCAACAAUAUGUCAAUCAAAGGUGUGGCUCGGUUUUAUAAGGCUAAGAAAAACCACAUUGUUACCACCCAGACCGAACACAAGUGUGUGCUGGACUCCUGCCGAAUUAUGGAGGCAGAGGGUUUUGAUGUAACAUACUUACCUGUGAAAAAUAAUGGACUGAUUGAUUUGAAGCAAUUAGAGGAAACAAUCCGUCCUGAUACCAGUUUGGUGUCCAUAAUGACUAUCAACAAUGAGAUUGGUGUCAAACAACCAAUCAAAGAAAUAGGUCAUCUGUGUAGGUCCAAAAAUGUGUUCUUCCACACUGAUGCUGCUCAGGCUGUUGGAAAGAUCCCCAUUAAUGUCAGUGAAUGGAAAGUGGAUCUGAUGUCCAUCAGCGGCCAUAAGAUCUACGGGCCCAAAGGAGUUGGGGCUUUGUACGUGAGGAGGAGACCCAGAGUUCGUAUUGAGCCUUUGCAGAACGGAGGGGGUCAGGAAAGGGGUCUACGUUCAGGGACCGUGCCCACACCUCUCGCCGUAGGCCUCGGAGCCGCUUGUGAGAUUGCCCAGCAAGAGUUAGAGUACGAUCACAAGCGUGUGACGGUGCUUGCAAAUCGCCUUGUGCAGAAAAUCAUGUCGGAGAUUCCUGAUGUUGUGAUGAAUGGCGACCCAGAUCAGAGGUACCAAGGAUGCGUUAAUUUAUCAUUUGCCUAUGUUGAGGGGGAGAGUCUGUUGAUGGCGUUAAAAGAUGUUGCGCUUUCAUCUGGAAGCGCCUGCACAUCUGCUUCUUUGGAGCCCUCAUAUGUCCUCAGAGCAAUAGGGGCAGAUGAGGACUUGGCGCACUCGUCUAUUCGAUUUGGAAUUGGCAGAUUUACCACAGAGGAGGAAGUGGACUAUACAGUGGAGAAGUGCAUUCAGCAGGUCAAACGGCUGAGGGAGAUGAGUCCGUUGUGGGAAAUGGUCCAGGAGGGCAUUGACAUUAAGAGCAUCAAAUGGACCCAGCACUGAAUCGUUCUGAACACAUGGAGUAUGAAGCCCUGCUGUAGUUGUGAAUACACAGCUUCAUUAGGCUUCCGUACCCAUACUCCUUAGACCUUACUCUCCCCAAAAACACGCACAAUUGUAUUUUUCGAUAUUGGGGAAUUGAACUUGUCUAAGUGCAUUUGUAUGAAUUGCAGGGGUUAGAGAUAUGUAUUUUGUCAAUCACUUUUUCUCAAACCAGCUUUCACCUCGGUUUUUUAUAUUUGUGAGAGUAUAUUCACAUUAUUAUAUAGUAUAUUCACAGUUGCUGUGUUUAAAUCACUAAAAAUAUAAUCACAAAAGACAUGUUACUAUGAACAUGCACUGAGUGUUGUCCUGUGUCAGUUGUGUUUGAGCACAUCAUAGUGCAACAUGUUUUAAGAGUCUAUCAUAUUGUCUGUUGUUCCAGUCCUGAGACCAGCAGAAUUAAUUUCAUUGAUAAGUUGCGUUUCAUUAAAAUUAGCAUUGUGUUAGGUAAGUCAGGUGCCAAUUCAUAAAGUUUAUGGGUAACGUUUUUCAUAAAAUAAAGGACAACACCAGCUUGAAACAUUAAAUGUUUUCGCACGGGACAGGAUUGAUAAAAGAAGUCAUUAAAUUCACCUGCCCAUUAAAAAGGUCUUGUUCAAGAACUUCAUGCUUGUUGUCUAGUAUGAGCUUGCAUGUCUUUCAUGAUUGCAGUCCACAGAUUCUGUAGCGUCUGUUGUUGUGAAGUCAUUGUUUUACUCCAGAAUGUAUGUCAUACCAAUAAACAUCCAAACCAA
Sinocyclocheilus grahami is the source of this 2335-nucleotide messenger RNA. RefSeq names its product NFS1 cysteine desulfurase (gene nfs1). The transcript is spliced from 13 exons. Gene Ontology annotation, molecular function: pyridoxal phosphate binding; cysteine desulfurase activity. The record is from RefSeq and is a predicted model, not a curated record. Gene Ontology annotation, cellular component: nucleus; mitochondrion; cytosol. The coding region runs from base 210 to 1562 and encodes 450 amino acids. Lineage: Eukaryota; Metazoa; Chordata; Actinopteri; Cypriniformes; Cyprinidae. Gene Ontology annotation, biological process: [2Fe-2S] cluster assembly.